This is a messenger RNA of Anarrhichthys ocellatus (wolf-eel), 4413 nucleotides long. RefSeq names its product core 1 synthase, glycoprotein-N-acetylgalactosamine 3-beta-galactosyltransferase 1a (gene c1galt1a). The transcript is spliced from 3 exons. The record is from RefSeq and is a predicted model, not a curated record. Gene Ontology annotation, molecular function: N-acetylgalactosaminide beta-1,3-galactosyltransferase activity. The coding region runs from base 143 to 1126 and encodes 327 amino acids. Lineage: Eukaryota; Metazoa; Chordata; Actinopteri; Perciformes; Anarhichadidae. Gene Ontology annotation, cellular component: membrane.
ACAGAGAGGGAACUGCCGCUCUAGGCUCAUCCUUAUUUCCUUAUUUAUCUCUUCAUUUUUAGAGCAAGUGACCGGAGAAGUAUCUCGUGCGCAUCGAGCAGUGAGUGACUUGGUACUUGUUCCCGGCAGGUCAAUCAGGAGGAUGAGGCACAUUAAGUCUCAUUUAAUCUUCACCAUUGGAGUCAUGAUGGGAUUUCUCUCCUCUCGCAUUGUGUUGGACUCGAACUUUGCAACAGAACAAGCCAUUUACUUCACGAGGAAUGCUACGCACGAAGUCAAACAGCUCGUGCACACAGUUGAGAACAAGAGCUCAGCGGCUAAUUCCCCUAGAACACCGCGGAUCUUGUGCUGGAUCAUGACGGGGCCCAAGAACUUGGAAUCCCGGACCAAGCACAUCAGGGAAACGUGGGCCAAGCGCUGCAACAAAGUGCUGUACAUGAGCUCUGUCGAGACGGACUUCCCCACUGUGAAGCUGAACGUGAGUGAGGGGAGGGAAAACCUGUACUGGAAGACCAUCCGAGCCUUUCAGUACAUCCACCAGCACCACCUGGAUGAAGCGGACUGGUUCCUAAAAGCAGACGACGACACGUUCGUGGUCAUAGAGAAUCUACGCUACACCUUGUCUACAUAUGAUACUGAAAAGCCGUUGUACCUGGGUAGAAGGUUUACCCCCUUCAUCAGUCAAGGCUACAUGAGUGGAGGAGCAGGUUAUGUCCUCAGUAAGGAAGCACUGAGGAGAUUUGUCGAAGGGUUCAAUACUGGGAAAUGUACCCACUUCUCCAACAUAGAGGACAUGGCUCUGGGUAAAUGUAUGGAGACGAUGAAGGUGGAGCCAGCGGACUCCAGGGACAUUAAGGGGAGACAAACGUUUCAUCCUUUUCCUCCAGACCACUACCUCGUCAGGCAGCCACCAAGACCGAGGCCUUGGUAUCUGCUUUACGAACACUAUCCCCCGGUAGAGGGUCCAGGCUGCUGCUCAGAUUUUGUCGUGUCCUUUCACUACAUUCACGCUGUCGAGAUGUAUGUUUUGGAGUACCUGACGCACCAUCUGCGGCCGUAUGGAUACAAAUACAGAUUUAAUCCGGAUGAAAAAACUGAAUUCAAGACCACAACUAACUCCACAUGAAAUGUUAAUGUGCACAACAACCUCUGCACUAAUUAUAGAAGGACUUGAGGGUCUCAGCAGGUUUCAGAGACAAACUUAAUUUACUCACCAUUAUAUAUUAAGAUCUCCCUAACCAUAACUUUUUAAUUCAAGACUUUUCAGGUUUAUAGUUGAUUCCCUCCACCUGCACCUCCAAGUAUUCCUGAUGAUGGUCUGAAUCUGUGAAAACAGUGUUGAUGUUAGGGGGUGUGAGUGGGUCUGUUUUACUUAGCUGUUACUUUGUAUUUAAUAAGAAAUGUAAGGAAUAAUCUAAUUUUAACAUGAUGCGGGCCUUCAAUCUGUCUUCCUUGUAUUUGUCUUUUAUGACCGUGCUACAAACUUGUACCGUUUUUCUAGAAGCUUGCCUUUCUCUGGGAAAACAUCUGUGUAUAUUAUGUACUGAAGUUGCUAAAAAGAAGCUUGUUGUGAAGUUUGGCAGCAACAAGGGUAAACCACAUUAACUUUGUGACAGAUGGGGUGUGGGGUAUAUCUAGCCAUGCAGUGAAAAUACCUACUGAUCUAAAUAGCUGACAUUAAAAAAUAACAUCAAAAAAAAAAACAAGUUGUAUUGAUAAAGAAAAGAUGGGAUAAAUGCCAAUGGAAAUUGAUCAUUAAAAUGGUGCUAUGGUAUGCUACUGCAUACAAAGCAGUAGUUUUGUGUAUACUGGCCACCAAAAUAAUUUGCUGUCAAAUGCACAUAUAUCAGUAGUAAACAGUUAUGAUCUCAUCUCACUGGUACCAUCUGGCAGGGCUGAAAACCUGACAAUCUUGACAAAACUACAAAGCAUUAUUAUUAAAUACAAUAUUGGUGCAUACUGGCUUGUACAAUAAAUAUGAAGCAACCAGCUGAGAGACUUCACUUGGACUCUAGCUUUUAGUCAAUGGACCAAAGAUUUGAGACCUGAUUUGGAAUCUUGCUCAACAAAGACUUGAGUCAUGACUUGGACUUCCAAAAAAUGACUUGUGAGCAUCUCUGUUGUGUACUCAAUGUCAAAUGCCAUAUGUGUGUUGCUCUGUGUGCACUUUUGAAAGGGUUAUAAAAAUGGACAAUCUUUAAGAAAUUAUAUUUUAUUUAUUGAAAAAAAGGUUUAUUUUGUUGAACUACCGUGUUCUAACUUUACUAUUCCUUCUGGCAUUUUAACAGUGUUAAACAAUAAAACAGUAUAUUUUACAGUCAAAUGUAUCUGUCCAUAAAAUAUUCAUCCUAAUAGAGGUUAAAAGAGUUUUCUUAAGAUGAACUAAAACAACUACAGCUUGAGAAAGCAAUAUUGAAGUAGCUACAACAUGUGAGUAUACCUUAAUUGUUAAAGGGAUAGUUUGGGUGUUUUUAAGUGGGGUUGUAUGAGGUACUUAUCCAUAGUCAGAGUGUCGCCAUGCCCCCAGAAUGGAGAAUUGGACAGGAAUACUGGCAGAGGAGCAAAGCAAUAUACUGGUGUGGAAUGUAUUUUGUAUACCUAAAAGAAAGGAUCACCAAAAUCAAUGUCAGUUUAAGUAUGCGCUAUAUUUUAAAUACCAGAUGGGGAACUGAACUCAAAGUGAAACUUGGCUUUGAAAAGAGCAUAGAUAACUUUCUCUUUCAGUUCAGUUGCCCAUCCGAAAGGAAAAAAAAACAGUGAAAAUAUUUUUAAUAGAGCAUAUGUAUACAUGAACUGAUAUUAAGGUUUUUAUUCGGUGAGCAUUUUGCUGGCCUCGUCCACACCAGUAUAUUGCUUUGCAUCCCAUCCUUUCCGUUUCUCCAAAAUGGGGGCGUGCCGAUGUCCCUCUACUGUAGGCAAUACAUUGAUUAUGGAUAAGUACCUCAUACGAGCCCACUUAAAAACACCCAAUCCAUCCCUUUAAGAAUACACAGUGUGCUUAGGUAUCAACAUGCCCUUAAAGGCACUGCUGUUUUGUAGACAACUCUUAAAGAAACACCUGAAAACAGUGACCCACAAAAACAAUAGCAAGACGAAUCCCAGAAUUAAAUACCCUAAAAGGAAAUAGAAAGUGUUUUAUACCCGUCAGGUCCAUAAACUACAUCUGUAACAACAAUAUACAUGGUAACUAUAUUCACAUUGCAGGUGAAAGUUCCUCAAUUCUGAUGUUCUGCCCUGUGCUCUUUUCAUCGUCAUAUUGUCAUGACAUAAAUCCUACUGGCACAUAUAAUUUAACUAACCAGAUUUAGACACAACUGUCAAUAACUGAGAAAUAAUUUGCCAUAGUUACCGACAGAAACAGCUUUAGUCUGUUUGUCCACAGCUGUGAGUCCUGCCAAGCUGCAUGGAGUAGAUGGAAUGUGCUGAUUGGGAUGCAGAGUUUGAAUAAACGGUUUUGCAUUCAUUGUACACUCACUGAGAUGUGAAACCCUGUUGUCAGUUGAGGCUCUGCUAUUCUUUAGCUGAACUCUCCCUCUCUCCCCCCCCACCCCCCACCUGUUUCCUUGUUUAACUUGAAAUCCUGGUCACACCGGUAAGGAUAAGCACAACAACACUUUGAAAGAGCUGCACUUUCAGAGAUGCUGUUUAACCCUCUGAUGCACAACAUAUUCUAAAAAUGUUAAUGCACAGAAAAUGUUCAUUGCCCCCAUUAUAUGAUACAUAGCUGAAUGGUUCGUUUUAUUAUCUUUUUCACAAUAUUAUGUCAUUAUCUAGGAUUUUUUUUAACUAACUAGCUCCCGUAGCGGUGCCUACGGUGUGAUAGAAUUUGAAUUGUAAGUCGCUUUGGAUAAAAUCGUCUGCUAAAUGACUGUAAUGUAAUGUAAUGUGUGUGAUUACAGUAUUUUGUGUAACUCGCCUUGUGUUUUAUUUCAUAUUAUAUCAAGUUUUAAUCAUGGUACUGAAGGACUUGAGGGUAGUGGAUUGCGAUUAAGAACUUUCAAGUGAACAUGUUCAGAGCUGAAAAACUGAACCGGUUGACACAGGAUCGCUGUCUGAGUGUAUAGACAACAACCGAAAGAAAGGCACAAUAAAAUGAUUUGCAUCAGGGAUGGCGUGUUGAACCCAGUCUUGUUGAUUCCCCUGUCAGCGCAUAUUGGUUUGUAGUUUUAUAUUUGGGUAUAAAUCCCAGAGCAGAUAUAUGUAGUUUUCCAAAAUGACCAGACGGCUAGUACAUGUGCAGCAGUUAAAAAUUGAGCAGGAGCACCUGCAGUGUGAACGUAGCCUGAGAGACAGUAAGGAGGUCCAAGCCUGAUCUCCAUGACGUCCUUGACCUGCAGCAGUCCACAAAGCACCAGUCUGUUCCGUCCCUCGGCGACGGUGAUGGAGCAUGUUCGCUUUGCAUGCACCCUUUUC